GUUUCCAUACUUAUUACCUACGACGCUUCCUCUACCAAAUUGUCAACUAAGCCACAACUAUAUAUAGCAGCCUUAGGAAUAACUAACUCCCAUCACAUAUAUGAUAUAUAUACAUCUCUGAUACUAAGGAAAAAGAUUAAAAAAUGAAAGGGUCAAGUUAUUCAGGCUAUAAAAGUUUUAUAGCUUUUGUGGUCAUGGCAUGUUUAGCAGCAGCCGCUUUAGCAGGAAACUUCUAUGACGAUAUGGACAUAACUUUUGGCAACGAACGCGCUAAAAUAUUUAACGGCGGUCAGGAUCUCUCACUUUCACUUGACAGAUAUUCAGGUUCUGGUUUCCAGUCCAAGAAUGAGUACCUAUUUGGAAGGUUUGAUAUGCAACUGAAGCUAGUCCCUGGCAACUCUGCUGGCACAGUCACAACCUUUUAUUUAUCAUCACAAGGUGCUGGACAUGAUGAGAUUGACUUUGAGUUCUUGGGUAACUCAUCUGGGAAUCCAUAUACAAUCCACACCAAUGUAUACGCACAAGGGAAAGGUGACAAAGAACAGCAGUUCCACCUCUGGUUCGACCCGACUGUAACAUUCCAUACCUACACUAUUAUAUGGAACUCUCAAAGAAUCAUAUUCAUGAUAGACAAUAUUCCAAUAAGGGUGUUCAAUAACAAUGAAGCUUAUGGAGUCCCGUAUCCUAAGAGCCAACCCAUGAGGGUGUAUGGAAGCCUGUGGAAUGCAGAUGACUGAGCAACCCAAGGUGGACGUGUGAAGACUGACUGGACAAAAGCACCUUUCACUGCUUCCUACAGGAAGUUUAAUGCUGAUGCAAACAUUAUUGGUCCUAACCAAAAGUCCACAACCUCUGAGAAUAACAAGGCAUGGAGUACUCAAGGACUUGAUGCAGCAGGACGAAACAGGAUUCGGUGGGUGCAGAGUAAAUACAUGAUUUACAACCAUUGCAAUGACAUCACACGCUUCCCCGGUGGUCUUCCUACUGAAUGCAAGCGCUCAAAAUUUCUAUAACGUAUUUGUUUGUUAAUAUAUGUUUAUGAGUAGUUGUCAUUCGGUGAUUCACUGUAAACACACUUAAAG
This is a messenger RNA of Helianthus annuus (common sunflower), 1082 nucleotides long. Its product is annotated as xyloglucan endotransglucosylase/hydrolase protein 15. Gene Ontology annotation, molecular function: hydrolase activity, hydrolyzing O-glycosyl compounds; xyloglucan:xyloglucosyl transferase activity. The transcript is spliced from 4 exons. Gene Ontology annotation, cellular component: apoplast; cell wall. The record is from RefSeq and is a predicted model, not a curated record. Gene Ontology annotation, biological process: xyloglucan metabolic process; cell wall biogenesis. Lineage: Eukaryota; Viridiplantae; Streptophyta; Magnoliopsida; Asterales; Asteraceae.